GAGGUUGAUCAACAAAAAGAAAGAUAGCUUUCACAUACUCUUCCAAACGAAGACAAAGCCUUUUGGGAUCAUUCAACAAAGACAAAGAUGACUUCUCCAUCAUCAUCUACCUUCAGACCAAAGUUAACAGAUCAAGAGUAUAUGGAGCUUGUGUUUGAGAACGGGCAGUUUCUUGCAAAGAGCCAAAGAUCCAAGGCCUUUUCUCUGGAGAAUCAACGUACCAAGUCGAUCGUGGAUUUGUACGAGGACGAGUAUAACGAGGAUUUCAAGAAGAGUAUUAUUCAUGGUGCGAUAAGAAGCUACAGGUUUGUUCCAGAACAUCAUGUUGUUAUUGUUGCUGCAUAUGAAACGAAGAUGCUGAUGAAUCAUCACCUUAAUUUGGUUCAGAGUUUGAAAGCUUCUUCAUCAAAGAGGAUUGUGGUUGAUUAUGAAAACCGAAAGGACAACGAGUUCAUACCACCUGAUGAGCAAUCUGUGGUUGCUGAAAGGUCGGUUGAAUUGGGGUUUGACUCUACAGAUUUUACUGAAGAUAGUGAAGGGUCGACGUAUAUAAGCAGUAGUGUAGAUGAUGAGUCAGAUGAUCCAAGGCCACGAGUCCCUGCAAGAACAAGAAAAUCUUUUGUCAAGAGAAGACGAAUCAACAGCAACGAGCUUUAUAACUCAUCUGAAAAAAAGCAAAGAAGCGAUAUCAACAAGAAAAUGCGCAAGUUACAGAAUCUACUACCUAACUCUGGCAAGGACGAUAACGAAUCAACGUUGGAUGAAGCAAUCAAUUAUAUGACGACCCUUCAACUUCAAGUUCAGAUGAUGACAAUGAGUAACAGAUUUGUUGCACCAGCAAUGAUGUUGCCUUUGGGGCCGCAUUACUCUCAGAUGGGUCUACCAACAUGUAUGCAAAUGGGCCUACCACAGUUUCUGCCUUCGCCUGUUCUAGGAUCUGGUGGUAACUCAGCAGAUAUGCUAAGGUUUCUUAACCAUCCCACUGGACUAAUAACGCCAAUGCAAAACUCUGCACUUUUCACACCAAUGGGAAACUAUUUCCCUCAAUCUGUGCCGCCGUCAUGUGCUGCUUUCCCUAACCAAAUUCAAAACUCCACCUCUUUGUCAAAUCUAGAUGACGCAAGAACGGAUGGAGGAUCUCUCUCAGGUAAGAAAUAGGAUACACGGUGAGCAGAUGAAACAGAUUGUGAUGAUAGUUAACUACUGAUUCGCCGAGACUUGUUAUUGUCCAAAUAAAGAGUGAGAACACUGGAGCCAUCUCAAGGUGAACCACACAGAUACAAAAGAGCACUACACUACAACAUCAGAACAAGUUACCAUGGAAGGAUCUACUAAAGUCAAGUCUCUCUUUUUUUAGUGCUGGCAUUUCUAUUCAUGUAACAUAUUGAGUAGAAUAAUAAUAAUCUCAACUCAAGAAGCUUUUGUUUC
Brassica oleracea var. oleracea is the source of this 1428-nucleotide messenger RNA. RefSeq names its product transcription factor PIF6-like. Lineage: Eukaryota; Viridiplantae; Streptophyta; Magnoliopsida; Brassicales; Brassicaceae. Gene Ontology annotation, molecular function: protein dimerization activity. Gene Ontology annotation, cellular component: nucleus. The record is from RefSeq and is a predicted model, not a curated record.